UUCUCUUUUCUCUUUCCCAUUCCUUUCAUUCAAAUAAAUCUUUUAUAAGCUAGACAUUCAGAAAAGAUUCCAGUCAAGAAAUAUUCUCAAUAUAAGAGAGGAAUAUAAAAAAAAAAUGCUUAGCACAAUUGGAAAAGUGUUUAAUGGACAGACAGGACUAGAGGAGAAUAAGAGCGACGACGCUCCAAGUAACAUGGGAGGAGCCACCAAUGAAGCAUCUGAGAAACUAAUCCAAGAGUUCUUUGGGGCGAUCCAAGAGGGAGACACAGACACGGUGCGUCAACUACUUAUGGACCAUAAGACGAAUCUGACGCGGGCAAGGUUUAAACCCGAGCCUCGGUCUGUGGGGUUCCCCGCUGAGAUUGAGCGAGAUGCAUAUACGCUCUUGGGAGCGUACUUGGGACCUUUGACUGGAUUGCAAUAUGCAAUCCUAACAGGCAGAGAUGGCAUUGCUAAGGAUAUCUUGGACUCUACGUUUGAACAAGAUGUUGACGCCAGAUUUGGUAAUGGAAACACAGCGCUACAUUUGGCAGUCCUCUUGGGAGCUCCAACCCUGGUUUCGGCUCUAAUUGAGCGUAGUGCGGACAUCACACUCAAGAACAAACGUGGAUAUUCUGUUGUGGAUAUGUCCGAUAAUCCAGACAUCCUGUGCUUGUUAAAAGCAGGAACAGUAGAACAGGAAGAAUAGACUUUCACAAUGACGACUUUACUCAAUACAGACUCGAGCAUAAGCCUUUCAGUUGAACAAUGGGCAGUGCGGCCAGCUAGACUUAAAGAAGAAGAAGAAAAAGAAAAGUAAAGAAAAGUAAUAAAAAAAUAUUAAUAAGGAAA
Lobosporangium transversale is the source of this 831-nucleotide messenger RNA. RefSeq lists its product as hypothetical. Gene Ontology annotation, molecular function: protein binding. The record is from RefSeq and is a predicted model, not a curated record. The coding region runs from base 116 to 688 and encodes 190 amino acids. The transcript has 5 exons. NCBI's taxonomy places the organism in Eukaryota, Fungi, Mortierellomycota, Mortierellomycetes, Mortierellales, Mortierellaceae.